Molecule: messenger RNA, 1713 nt
Organism: Aspergillus calidoustus
Lineage: Eukaryota; Fungi; Ascomycota; Eurotiomycetes; Eurotiales; Aspergillaceae
Source: the annotation of a GenBank genome assembly
AUGCGUCGCUCAGUCUUACGAGCGGUUGAGUCCGCCAAACCGCUUACCCGAGUGCCGCGUUCGGUCUCCAGAGGCUUCAGCACCGUCAUCGAGUCGGAUUCAAAGGAUCCGGCCGAACUAGAUCAAAUAUCUACGCUUCCAAAUGGCAUACGCGUCGCCACCGAAUCCCUCCCCGGCCCCUUCGCCGGCGUCGGAGUUUACAUUGAUGCUGGGUCUCGCUAUGAGGAUGCAAGCCUGCGAGGUGUGAGCCAUAUCAUGGAUCGUUUGGCUUUCAAAUCUACCAAGCACCAUACCGCAGAUGAAAUGAUCGAGACACUCGAGGGUCUCGGGGGAAAUAUUCAAUGUGCCUCUUCCCGGGAGUCUCUGAUGUAUCAGUCUGCCAGCUUCAACUCGGCCGUUCCGACAACCCUCGGCCUGCUGGCGGAAACCAUCCGUGAUCCUCUUAUUACCGAAGAAGAGGUCCUUCAGCAGCUGGCUACCGCCGAAUAUGAGAUUAACGAGAUUUGGGCGAAGCCCGAGCUCAUCCUGCCGGAGUUGGUUCAUUCGGCAGCUUACAAGGACAACACACUGGGCAACCCGCUUCUCUGCCCACGCGAACGGCUGAUGGAGAUUAACAAGUCAGUCGUGGAGAAAUAUAGGGAAACCUUUAUCCGCCCGGACCGGAUGGUUGUUGCGUUUGCGGGUGUACCGCAUCACGAGGCUGUGAAACUUACAGAGAAGCUAUUUGGGGAUAUGCGGGCCCCCAACUUGAGUGAUGGCCCUACCAUUUCUGGCUCUGGUGUUGAUACCACUCUCUCACCUGGUAAAGAAGGACAGCUGCCGACAGUUCCUCAGUUUACUCCGACGUCGACAGCCUCAUCCGUCCCACCCGCACCUACAUCCAACUCAGGCCUCCUCUCAAAGCUACCGUUUCUCAAAGGUUUCGGAUCGAAAGAUGACUUCUCAGCCGCCGGUGGUCUCGAGUUGACCCGGCCUUCUCACUAUACUGGCGGAUUCCUCACACUCCCUCCCAUUCCUCCGCCAGCCAACCCUAUGCUACCCCGGUUGAGUUAUAUUCACCUCGCCUUUGAGGCUCUCCCAAUCUCAGACCCCGACAUCUACGCUCUCGCGACCUUGCAGACCCUCCUUGGAGGAGGUGGGUCAUUCUCCGCUGGAGGUCCAGGAAAGGGCAUGUACUCGCGCCUAUACACCAACGUUCUCAACCAGCACGGUUGGGUCGAGAGCUGCAUUGCUUUCAACCACGGCUACACAGACAGCGGCAUUUUCGGUAUCUCUGCCUCAUGCAGUCCCACUCGAACAAACCAGAUGCUUGAAGUCAUGUGCCGGGAACUUCAAGCUCUGACCCUUGACACCGGGUACACAGCUCUCCAGCCACAGGAGGUCAACCGUGCAAAGAACCAGCUUCGUUCAUCACUCCUCAUGAAUCUCGAAUCUCGCAUGGUCGAGCUUGAGGAUCUCGGCCGUCAGGUCCAGGUUCACGGACGUAAGAUCGGAGUGAAGGAGAUGUGCAAGCAUAUUGAAUCUCUCACUGUUGAAGACCUGCGACGCGUGGCGCGGAAGGUCUUUGGCGGCCAGGUCCAGAACAAGGGACAGGGCACCGGAAAGCCUACCGUUGUACUGCAGGAGGGUGAGCUUGAGGGCUAUCAACUGCGCCCAUUUCCUUGGGACGAGAUCCAGGACCGGAUAUCAAGGUGGCAGCUCGGAAGGAGGUAA